AAACUUGAGGACACAAGACAACUGUCUUUGAGAGAGAGAGAGGGAGAGAGAGAGGGCGCACUUUAUUUAUUGAGUUUGAGAUAUUUGUUUCUUCUUCUUCUUCUUCUCUGUGGAUGGGGGGAUUUUAGGAGGAGGGAACAAAGCAACAGCUACAACCACCACCUACUCUUCAAAUUUCAGUCAUCAUCAUCAUCAUAUUCAUAUGUGACUCUUUACCAAAUCAUAGUUUCUGAGACAUACAUACUACCACAGCAUGCCCGCUUAAAGAGUUUCCAAAGAAUCUUCACAUAAAAUUUCAAAGCAUUUUAUGUUGAUGAUGUAUGUGCGAUUCGGGCUGAUUGGGUUUUUGAAGACAGACAAAACGAAUCCUCCCUGGAAGUUCUUCUUCUUGUUUUUCAUAUUUACAAACCUUCUCUGUUUCGGGUCGUGACCUUUUGCAUUUUUUGAUGAUCUAGGGUUUAUUAUGGAGAUGGAGACUUGAUGAUACUUCAUUAUGGAAGAUGGUGCUUUUAUACCUAAUAUAAUGCUGGAAACACUUUCAGACAACACUCUGAAUUUUGAACUUUUAGACGAGCUCUUAUACGACGGAUACUGGUUAGAGACCGCUGAAGAAUCCAAUUUAUGGCAGCCCGUUCUGUCCACUUCUAGCCCUUUAAAUUUCUCUUCGUAUUGCCCUCCUAAUUCAGAGACUAAAAUGGACCAUUUGAAUCCAAACCCACAUAAGAAAAGCUGUGAAGAAGGAACAGAAAGAUCAUAUUUUGGUGACAAUCUGCCUCUGGUUUAUCCCCAAAUGGAUAACCUUAUUGGAAGUCAAACACAAAACAUGGAAGUUAUCCUGUCUGCAGCAUCUCCGGGCCAAUCAGAAAAUUUUAUGGUCGAUGGCACUGAAAUGAGCACAAGAUUGUGGAUUGCACCAAGUGCAAAUCCAAGGCCGAUCUUCUCUGUGGAGAAGAGAUUAAUGCAGGCAAUUGAGUACCUAAGAGAAUCGACAAGAGAUAGAGAUGUCCUCAUUCAGAUAUGGGUGCCUAUAAAGAGAGGAGGCAAACAUGUCCUGACCACUAACAACCAACCGUUCUUUCUCAGUCCCAACUGCAAGAGUCUUGCAGAUUACAGAGAUAUUUCGAGGAACUAUCAGUUUGCAGCGGAGGAGAAUUCAAAGGACUUUUUUGGGUUGCCUGGCCGUGUUUUCUUGAACAAAUUGCCGGAGUGGACUCCUGAUGUUCGAUUCUUCAGAAGGGAGGAAUACCCACGUGUUAAUUUUGCUCAGCAGUAUAAUGUAAGCGGGUCUAUUGCACUUCCUGUUUUUGAACGGAGCAGAGGCACCUGUUUGGGUGUUCUUGAGAUUGUGACUACUGCUCAGAAAGUCAAUUAUCGCCCUGAACUUGAAAAUGUCUGCAAAGCACUCGAGGCCUUUGAUUUAAGGAGUUCUGAAAUAUUGAGUCCUCCCACAAUAAAGGCUUGUGAUGAUUCUUACCAAUCGGCAUUGAAAGAGAUUCAAGAGGUUUUGAAAUCUGUCUGUGACGUGCAUGGACUACCUUUAGCUCAGACUUGGGCUCCGUGCAUUCAACAAGGCAAAGCUGGGUGCAGACAUUCCGACAAGAACUAUGCUCGUUGUGUUUCCACUGUUGAUUCUGCUUGCUACGUUCCGAAUCUGCAAGUACUAGGCUUUCACGAAGCAUGCUCCGAGCACCACCUGCUUAGAGGUGAAGGCAUUGCUGGGGGAGCAUUCAUGACGAACCAACCCUGUUUUGCCACUGACAUUACUGCUUUUAGCAAGACUGAAUAUCCUCUUUCUCACCAUGCCAGGGUGUUUGGAUUGCGUGCCUCUGUAGCAAUACACCUUCGAAGUGUCUAUACUGGAUCGGCCGAUUUUGUCUUGGAGUUCUUCCUUCCGUUGGAUUGCCAUGAUGCUGAAGAACAGAGGCAUAUGUUGAGUUCGUUAUCCUCUGUGGUACAACAUGUUUGCCGGAGUUUACGUGUUGUUACAGACCAGGAGUUAGCGGAAGAAACCAUUGUCCCUACGGGCGGAGGACUUGAUGAAGAAAACACCCGGGAAUUGGUAUCUUCGCUUUCAAAAGAACCCUCUCGAGAAGAAGAAUCGUCAUGGAUUGCCCAUAUGAUGGAGGCUCAACGAAAGGGUAAAGCCGUUGCUGUGUCGUUAGGGUUCCAAAAGGAGGAGCCGGAAGAGUUGUUCAAGGUGACAACCCAUUCGGAUAAUGAUGGGAUGGAGUUCAAUUUUGGGGAGGCUUUUUUGGGGCAUAAGCAAAUUCAUCAAGAUACUGGAUCCAAAGGAAGUGCCAAGAGCAGCGGAGAUUUUUCUUCUGUCGGCAGACGUCGUGUAUCAGGUGGCAGAAAACCAGUUGAAAAGAGACAGACUAAGACUGAGAAGACUAUUAGCUUGCAAGUUCUUCGACAAUACUUUUCUGGGAGCCUGAAGGAUGCUGCAAAGAGUAUUGGGGUGUGCCCCACUACCUUGAAAAGGAUAUGCAGGCAACAUGGCAUCACUCGGUGGCCUUCACGAAAGAUAAAAAAGGUCGGACACUCAUUAAGGAAACUCCAAAAUGUAAUUGACUCAGUGCAAGGCGUCAAGGGUGCUAUUCAACUCAGCUCGUUCUACACCAACUUCCCAGAACUAAGUUCUCCAAAUUUACCUUCCACGACAAGCCCUCUCUCCACAUCGAAGAUGAAUGAUCAGUUGAAGCAGCACGACACCCAACCUGAGGCCAGCCUUUUUAGCCCUGUAACCACUACCUCAAAAUCUCCCUCCUCUUCCUGCAGCCAAGGCUCCUGUGCAAGUUUCUGCUGUUCCACAGAAGCUAAGAAGCUGCCACCUGUCACUGUCCUUCACGCCUCAGGUGGUGGAGAUGCUGUAUUGGUAGAACAGCCCAGUGGGGUGCUAAAAAGAGCAUGCAGUGAUGCUGAAUUACACAAAUCGGGUCAAGAGGAAACCAAGCUUAUUGGAAGAUCCAAAAGCCACAAAUGUUUCAGUGAGCUUCCAAUGCUUGAUGCCGUGCAGACUUCAUUACCAAAGAGUGGCAGCCAGGUUUCAAGACGUGGGAGCAGUUUUAAAAUAAAAGCUACUUUCGGGGAAGAAAAGAUCCGAUUCAGCAUGCAACGAAAUUGGACUUUUAGAUAUUUACUGCAAGAGGUCGCAAGGCGUUUUGGUAUGGAGGAUAGUAGUAGGAUCGACAUCAAGUAUUUGGACGAUGAUUCUGAGUGGGUCCUUCUGACAUGUGAUGCUGAUCUCGAGGAGUGUAUAGACGUGCACAGAUCAUCUAGGAGCCACACGAUUAAACUCACAGUUCACCAAGCUUUGAAUUUGAGCCUUGGGAGUUCUAUUGGCAGCAGUGGUGCACCUUAACACACACAAUGAUCUGUUUGUGGUGACUUGGGUUUAAACUAAUAAUAAUAGAAAAUAAAUGAAGUAUAUAUAGCUAUGAUCUUUUGAAGUCUGGUCGGUUUGUUUUCUUGAUAUAGAGCAAGUAGGUUUUUUUUUUUUUUUUUUUUUUUUUUUUUUU
Molecule: messenger RNA, 3518 nt
Organism: Camellia sinensis
Lineage: Eukaryota; Viridiplantae; Streptophyta; Magnoliopsida; Ericales; Theaceae
Product: protein NLP2
Molecular function (GO): DNA-binding transcription factor activity; protein binding
Source: RefSeq, a predicted model, not a curated record